Cuscuta epithymum is the source of this 2078-nucleotide messenger RNA. Lineage: Eukaryota; Viridiplantae; Streptophyta; Magnoliopsida; Solanales; Convolvulaceae. The record is from the annotation of a GenBank genome assembly.
AAUAAACUAGGGAUUUUAUUGAGACUGCUUCACCAGCUCUCUACACUCCAGAAGCCGCCAGAGAAACUCGACAAGCAUCCAUGGUGGUUUUCGAAAUAGGAGCAGUGCCCUUUAAUCCAGACGGAUGGGGACCGCCGGAAUCCUCCACCGUUGGCUCCCUAUCCGCCUCCAGCCAACCUUCAUACGUUCCAUUCGCGCCGUUCUCCCGCUCCGACAAGCUCGGACGAAUUGCUGAUUGGACUCGAGGUUUUCCGGGACAGAACCGGCCUGGCUACAACACAAAACAGAGCGCUGCGGAUUCGGCUUUUGAUUUCUCCGGGGACGAUUCUUUCGGCCCGUUGGCUGCAGAUGAUGAAUCUUCCUUCCGUUUAGUCGACACCGCCUCGAAGUCCCACCAUCAUGGCCAGGACCGCCCCAAAUUCAAUUCUAGGCGGCGCUUCCCCUUCCAAAACCGAUCUAUGCUCCCUCAACGCCGUGACGAGGAGGUGGAAGCUCGCAAGCGCGAGGCAGAGAAGGAACGUGCUCGCCGUGACCGUCUCUACAACCUCAAUCGGUCCGGUACGAACGCUGGUUCUCGCCGUGAGUCUUCUGUUUUCAAAUCCUCAGUCGAUAUACUGCCUGAAUGGACCAUGCUCGAUCAAAUCCCUUUCUCAACCUUCUCAAAGCUCUCGUUCUCCGCUCCUGAACCAGAAGAUCUGUUAAUCUGCGGCGGCCUUGAGUAUUACGACCGAUCCUACGACCGAGUCACUCCUAGAAGCGACCGCAGGCUCGAGCGUUUCAAGAACCGCAACUUCUUCAAAGUUACCACCACAGACGAUCCAGUUAUCCGACGUUUAGCCAAUGAGGAUAAAGCCAACGUCUUUGCCACUGAUACCAUCUUAUCGACACUGAUGUGCGCGCCCAGAUCUGUUUAUUCAUGGGACAUAGUGAUUGAGAAAGUUGGGAACAAACUCUUCUUCGAUAAGCGUGAUGGGUCACAACUGGAUCUUCUUUCUGUCCACGAGACAUCCCAGGAGCCAUUGCCUGAUGUCAAGGAAGAUAUAAACUCGGCUUAUUCUCUAAGUGUUGAAGCUGCUUAUAUAAACCAGAACUUCUCCCAACAAGUUCUGGUAAAGGAAGGGAGUAAGGUUACCUUUGAGGAACCAAACCCAUUUGCCAGUGAGGGAGAGGAAGUUGCCUCUGUUGCUUAUAGGUAUAGAAGGUGGAAGCUUGAUGAUGAUAUUCUUUUGGUUGCUAGGUGUGAGGUGCAGUGUGUGAUGGAAGCCAACAACCAGAAGUCAUUUUUGACAGUUAACGCAUUGAAUGAGUUUGAUCCCAAGUUUUCAGGGGUUGAUUGGAGGCAAAAACUGGAGACUCAAAGGGGGGCAGUUUUAGCCACUGAGUUGAAGAACAAUGCCAAUAAACUUGCUAAAUGGACUGCACAGGCUUUGUUGGCUAGCGCAGAUAUGAUGAAAUUGGGUUAUGUUUCUAGGGUUCAUCCUAGGGAUCACUUUAACCACGUGAUUUUGGCUGUUGUUGGUUAUAAGCCGAGAGAUUUUGCAUCACAGAUAAAUUUAAAUACCUCUAACAUGUGGGGAAUCGUGAAGAGCAUUGUGGAGUUGUUUAUGAAGUUGAAUGAUGGAAAGUAUGUACUUGUUAAAGACCCGGCAAAGCCCCAAGUCAGAAUCUAUGAGGUCCCACCUGAUGCUUUUGAGAAUGAUUAUGCUGAGGAGCCUCUGGCUGAGGAAGAUCAGGUUCAACCACCUGCAGAAGAAGGGGGUGAGGGCGAGGGUGAAGCAAAUGUUGCAGAAGCAAAUGAUGUCGAUGGCAAGGAGAAGGAGCCUCUUAACAAUGAAGCAUCUUCUUGAAGGUGAUGAAUGAAUUCAAGCACUACAUAGACCUUUCUUUAAGUUUUUUUUGCAGUUGGUAAUAUUCUUGCCAUGAAUCAUGAAUGCGAGGGGUUUACUGCUUUGUUUUCUUUUCCAGUUGAUACUGAGGUUUAAUUAAGAGUUUUAAUUUAAUUCCUUACUAAUAAUCUUAUGAAUAUUUUUGCUUUUUUUAUUGUCCUUUGGCAGUCUUACAAUCUUUUCCUAGAUCAA